GCAACACUUUUACAUUUCCCUGUCCUGUAUUCUUUUUCGGCUGGCUGUAAGCUGUUGUUAAGCUGUGUGUACGAGUUUUAUGUAAUUAUUUAAUAUCAAAUUAUCGGUUGUAAAACUAAUUAAGUUAAAUUGUCAUUUUUUAAUCUAUAUUAGUGAAAAUCGAAGUAUUUUUUCACUUAUAUGCUGUGACAAACUGUAUUUAUCGAUCUAAAGAUUGCUACGCAUAACUAUAUUGUACACUAAUACUUUUGCUUUUUCGAUAAUAUAAUGGGACGAUCUAGAAGUGGUAGUAGAUCUCCUACUAGGCACAAGCAUAAAAGUAAACAUUCUCACAAGAGAUCUCAUUCUAAAGACAAAAGAGAAAGAAGAAGCAAAUCGAAAAAAUCGCAUUCUCGGGAACGAUCUCGAUCGAGAUUAUCAAAGUUAGAAUUGAAUAAGCUAGAUAGACACUCUCAAGAUGGUAACAAAAAACGAAAACGCUCUCACUCUUCGUCUUCAUCAAGCAGCAGUAGUGAUGGUGUCAGUGGUUAUAGUUCUCAUUUGAGGAGGUUAAAAAAAAUGAAUGAAGUUGACAGAUUAGCUGAAAUGGAGAGGAUGAGGAGGCAAAAAGAAUUAGAAUCUAGACUAGUUGAAGAAGAAACUUCUAAGCGAAUUGAAGAAAUUGUUGCUAAAAGAGUUGAAGAAGAGCUUGAAAAAAGGAAAGAUGAUAUUGAGAAGGAAGUCUUGCGCAGAGUCGAGGAAGCUAAGAAAAUAAUGGAAAAACAAAUGCUAGAAGAAUUAGAACGUCGCCAAAAACUGGAGCUUGAAGCUCAAAAAUCUAAGGAGGAAGAAGAAAAGAAAAAGCGAGAAGAGCUUGAAAGAAUUUUAGAGGAAAACAAAAGAAAAGUUGAUGAAGCUCAUAAAAAAUUAGCUGAAGAAAGACUAGCUAUGAUUGAAGAGCAACGUAGAAUUGAUGAAGAAAGGAGGAGGCUUGCUAAAGAAAGAGAGAAAAAGGUUAAAGAAGAACAACAAGUAAUUUUAAACAAAGGAAAAGUGAGACCGAAACUUUCUUUUUCACUGAAGCCAGUAGUAUGAAGUGUAUAGAUUUUAACAAUUAUUUAAAUGAUGUACUCAUAUGUACUGAAUUAACUUUCAAAGAAUUGUUGACUUUUAUUGUGUUGUGUAAAAGAGUAAGUAUUAAACUUUACACUAAUUGUGGAAUGCAUAAAACUUGUCAUUCCAUGUCAUCUCUUUUUAAUGAAUAUUGUUUCUUCAAAACCAAAGCAUAAAUUGCACUGUUUUUGAUUUACGAAAUUUAGUUUUAUUUAAUUAUUAUUGUAACUACCUUGUUAAUACUGAGUGCAUUAAUAAAUGUUAUUUUUAAUAAUUUGAAUUAUUAACAUGGCUAUCUAAAAUCUGCAAAGUAACUAUAAAUAACAAUUUUAAUUGCCAAUGCCAUCUAAGAUUCUUUCAGUAAUAUCUGUUUUAACUAAAAACAAUGUAACAACUUGAAGGAAAGUAAAUUUAAGUUCAAAAAUAAUGAAAUAAUACAAACAUUUUAUAUUAAAUUUAAAUAGUAAUUAUUAACCUUUAUUUAUUAUAAAAGAUAGCAUAAACAAUGCUGAUAAAAUUUGCAGCAAUUAAGAAAUGAAAUGAAUAAGUGCCUGGGAGGGAAACCCUAAUAAUUCUAGGAUUUUUGAUAAUUUCCCCCAGGAAUAAUAAAAUUUAAGCAUUUUAAGUUAUAUAUUUUUGAAGGUAGAAUAAGAUGUUUAAUAAUGCUUAAUAUAAUGUAUGUCAGAAUACAUUCCUUGUGAUAUUUGAAAUCUUUAUUUGCUUUCAGUAAUUCCUUCAUUAAGAAAGCCUUUUCUUUUUCUUAUUACUAUUUUACUUUUUGUUAAAGAAAAAGAAUUUUUUUUAAGACAGGGUUCAUACAUUUUCUAGUUUGCUUUUUUUUAUGUAUCUAUUAAAAAAAUUUCCCUUUUGCCUACAUUCUAUAUUGAGAUUAUAUUUUAGUAAAUAUUAAUUUUUGGCAGCUUUGUUCCUCCCUCCUAUGUCUCAGUAUAAAGCAACCUUCUUAUAAAGCUAAAUUGAUUUUAAUAUUCAAUGAAUUUUUGAGAUAAAUUUAAUUUUAAAAUUUCCUUUUUACAUAAACCAGAUUUUAUUUCCUCCCCUAAUUUCUCAAUAAUUUUAGGUGUACUCAGUUGAUCUAAUUUUUAAACAUGUUUGAGAUUUUCGAUUUCUCAUUAUCUAUAAAAAAAUUUUCCUUUGAGAUACUGAGUAAUCUUAUCAAAGUAUUUAAAACGAUUUUAGAUAGAAUUAUAUGAUAUUCACUGUCACCUUUUUCCAAAUAAUGAAUUAUUUUUUUUAAAAAAAGACAUAUUAUAAUUUCAUUUUUGCAGGGUUUUUUCUUUUGCUAUUAUUAUGCUCUAAGAAAUGCAGCUUAAUGUCAUACUUAUUUUUUUAAUCUGUAUUAUUUUUUUCACUUGAAUUUUCUGUCUAACAGAUUAAAAUGCUGCAAUGUUCUCCCAUUUUUAAGAUGAUCAAUAAGUAUGUAAAAAACUCAUACCUUCAACUGGAUUACUUUUGACAAUUUUGAAAAUUCAUAUUUUAUUUCAACAAAUGUGUAUGAACCCUGUAUCAUCCUUUUCUUUGUCAAGUGAUAAUUAAAAUGAACUAAAAUUUUUGACAUUACGUUUAGCUUAGUGCUAUAACUCAAUUAUAUUUAAUGUAAUUAGUGAAAAAUAAUAUGUCAUUAUGCAAUUUUAUUUGUGUGGUGUAUUUAUUUCCAUGUUUCGAACGUUGUACUGUACUACAUUUCAAUAUCAUUAAUUUAUUUUCAAUGUAAAUAAACAAAGUAGUUCAAAUUUUUUUAAAAAAUAUCAAUAAAAUAUUGCAUAAUAUUAAAUAAGUUGAGUUCGUCAGAAAAUAACAUUAUUGGCUGAUUAAUCUUCUUAAAAUAGUUUUCCUAACUAAUUUAUUCAUUUUGAUUUAAACCUAAUAUUUAGUCAUCAUUUUUCUUUUACCUUUGCAAUUUUACCCCUCUGACUUUUGCACGAAUUUUAGAACUUCUGAUUAAAAAAAAAAGUACAUAUUUCUAGAAAAGCAGAAGGGAAUCUUUAUUCUCAUAAAUAUCUGAACACUAAAUUUUACUAUUGCUACUAACUGGUGUUCUAUUGCGUACGGAAUAGACUCACUCUCAGCAUUCUGGCAUUGUGUUUACUAUUGAAUUGAUUACAGUUCCUUAACUCUUUCCAGUGCCAGUUUAAACUCUUUCCAACCAUUAUUAAAGUGUUGCCAGACUGGCAACAUUUUAUUCAAAAUUUUCACAUACCACUAGAAAUGUAAAACUAUUUGCUUCUGAACAUUCAUCAGUUUUUAGCUACCUCUAUUCUUUAAGCAACAAAGCGAUAAAGUAUGUCUCUUCAAUGAGAAAACACUGACUGAAGUCACAGUUGCCAAUGUGUUUGCCUUACUAAAAUUUGCAACUGAGAUUUACUGUUUCACAAAGGGUUAAACUUGAGUAAUAUUCUUACAUGUACUCAAUAAAUAUUAGCGUCAGCUUUAAGUAUUAAAGUACAAAAAAGAGGAUUUUAAAAAAUUACUAUUGUAGUUAAUAAACUGCAAAUAAUUUAAGAUAAUGUUUUUGAAAGUUUUCAAAACGUUAGCGCUGUAACUUUAAUGUUUGCGCUGUAACUUUAGAAAAGUUUUUUAAAUCAUUAAUUUUAAUAAUUUUUUACUCUAGUAUUGUUUUAUAAAUUCUAAAAUCUUCUUGACUUUGUAUUUUAAUAAUUUUUUUUCCUAUCAUAAUUCUAUUAAUUUUUAUUAAUGAAUCCAAUAAUAACAAAUAUUUAUUUUUUGUAAAAUUUGAUAGGCAUACAAUCAAUUAUAAAGUGCAGUAUCACGCAGAUUAACCGGAUUGUCCUAUUAUCUGGAUCGUUCAAGGGUGAUGUGUUUUCCCCACCUUCCUUAAUAAAACAAAUAUCAAAAAUGGCUUCUAUUUUUUUUUUACUCUGUGACUUUCCACUUAGUUCAUGUUCUUUCCACCCUGUUUCAAGGUGGGUGGCAAAUAGUUUAUAAUAAUGAAACUGGUUUCUAAUAAAAUUCUAAAGAAUUUAAAGUUUUGAGCAAGCUACUUGUAAUGUGCUAUUAAAGACGCUACUACAAUUGCCCAUCCUAAAUCUUGAAAAAGUAUGAAGUUAUUUCUUUGUUUUAAAACAUUCUGAUGGCCGUUUUUUAUUGUUCAAUUAUUCGGAUCGGGUUUGGUACGGAUAAUCGGCACUCUAAUAUAUUAGUGGGGAAAACCGUCAAAAAGCAUAAAUUGAAAAUGUUUAAGAACUGAAUAUGAGAAGUGUUUUAUUAAUGUAAACUGAAUUUUUAUUUUUUGCUCGUCGCUAGUAGUUGGCCAUAAAAAAAAUAAUAAUACAAGACUAUUUGCUAAUUCAUAAAUUUUUUAUUCAUAAAUUAGCAAAUAAUACAUCCAUUUUUAUUUUUCCUCUGUUGCAAAAAGCUAAUUUUUAAAUUUUAAAAAUCCCAAUUAUGCUAGCUUUGUAAAAUUUAUGAAUUAGUUUGGAAGUGAUUCACAAUUACUUAAAACAUGUUUAGAUUUGUUUAGUGGUUCACAUUUCUCCCCCAAGAAAUUUAGUAAGUCUCAAAUGUCUUAAGCAAACUUCACAUUUAGUUUCAGUCAUUUAUGAAAAUAUAGUUUUAGCAUGAACAAAGUUUAAAAAAAUCUAGGGAGAAAAAAAAAUUGGCAUAAGAACUUUUUUUCUUUUUCAAAAUAGUUUUUUAAAAUUUUUUUUUAAAGAAACAUGACUAAGUUCUUGUUCUUACAAAGAAAAGCCUAAUUACUUAUAAUAAAUAAAAAUACGACUUAUUUUAUGCCUUACACAUUUUUAACUUUUAAUCAUUUAUGCUUGUUUUGUAAAUAUGGUUUUGAGUUCGUUAAAACACAUUAUGUAUCAUUGUUUGUUUCUUUCAAAAUAAAAAUAUUAUUAUGGUUU
Messenger RNA from Parasteatoda tepidariorum (common house spider), 4979 nucleotides. RefSeq names its product arginine and glutamate-rich protein 1. NCBI's taxonomy places the organism in Eukaryota, Metazoa, Arthropoda, Arachnida, Araneae, Theridiidae. The record is from RefSeq and is a predicted model, not a curated record. Gene Ontology annotation, cellular component: mitochondrion; nucleoplasm. Gene Ontology annotation, molecular function: cadherin binding.